Closterium sp. NIES-67 is the source of this 3156-nucleotide messenger RNA. NCBI's taxonomy places the organism in Eukaryota, Viridiplantae, Streptophyta, Zygnematophyceae, Desmidiales, Closteriaceae. The record is from the annotation of a GenBank genome assembly.
CAUUCCAUCUCAUUCUCCAUUUCUCCAUGCCAUCUUUCUCGUGUUCAUUUUCCCUCGGAUUUCCCCCAGUUUCAACAGUGUUUCCUUCUCGAUUUGACUCCUCAUGCCAUAAGAUGCCCAUUUCCCUGAGAGUGGUCCUAUCCUCGGGUGUUAGAGCAACCUCCCUCGCCUAGGUUCUGAGCGUCGCUUACCUAUCUUGACGCCAUCGUGUGUGAAAAUGGCUCUUCGACCCGCUCCUCUCACCUCCAGAAGCCUGGCAGCUUCGGACAUGGGCUCCAUGGCCUCCCUCUCUUCCGCCAGUUCUUUCGCCCGGGCCGACGCUUGCGGAAACACGACAGCGAGCGCCACCCGUGUUGCUCCGUUGGCUAUUUGCACAGCGCAGCAGCUGCAGCAGCAGCAGAAGCCUCCAUCUCAAACCCGCACCGCGCUUUCUCACAGCACUCCCGCCGGGCCAUCGCAAGCGCGCACCGCGCUUUCUUACCGCACCCCCACCGGGCCGUCCGCGCGCGAACGAGUUCCAAAACUUCACGCGACGACGGCGGAUAGCGUAUCAAUUUCGAUGCGCCUGCACCAAGUAGCACCGGGCGAGACCCUCUUCUCCAUCGCCGCCAGUUACCACCUCCCCCUGGACGCGCUCCUUGCGGCCAACGCCAAGCCGUCGCCCGCGGUGCGAGUGGGGGAGGUGAUAUUCCUUCCCCUCCCCGCGAAAGACGGCGAUGCGACGAGAUUCGCGACGGCUCCAAAAGGGAACGCGAAAGGCGGCGAUUGGGCGGGGAGAAAUGGGGCUGAGGACAGAAGCGGCGAAGCCCGAAGCAAUCACGGCGAGCGGGUGCGGAGCAAUGACGGUGCGCGAAGCGCGGUGGAGAGUGCGUCUGUCGAGAGCGGGUCGAAGCGGCAGGACGUAAGUGAUGUGCCUCCCGCCGAACCACCCUGUCAGGCUCGUGAUGGGUAUGUUGGCUCGGAGGAGCCGCCGCUUAGCCUAGAAGACGCAGAGAUCAAGGUGUCGCAGUACGUUGCCCUGAAGCUUAGAGAGAAACCCGGGGGAAAUUACCCUCAGAAAUACGCUGCCGGCCCGAGUGCUGGGCAGCAGAGGUACGAGUCGGACAGGCAGGCGAGCAGGAAAACGAGAGGAGAAAUUGAAAGGGAGGGGGUGCUUCUGGGGGGUCGUAGGGAAAGCAGGGAGACCGUCGGAGGCGACAAAGAGGGGUUGAGAAGCCGGGGACUUGGGAAGGCAGAAGAGGCGAGAAGAGGGAGGAUGGACGGUGUGGGGGGGUUGGGCCGGAUUGAGGAGAUAGAGAGGUGCGAAGAGAGGGAGGUGGCGUCUGCUUUUGCCAGCGUGGCUGCUCCUAAGAUCCCUUAUCUCGACUGCACAUCUACGGCCUCCUCUGCGGCUCCUCGGCCCUCCAUCACCCGUCAUCGCACAUCGUUAAGGCAACAACCGCAACAGCAGCCACAUCAGCUGCAUAUGCAGCAGCCACGACAGAAUGAGCGGAAGCAAAAGCAGCAGCAGCAGCAGCGCAUUGCAGGUGGGAUGGUGGGAGGAAGCUUGGGAGAAAGCCAGGGCAGGAGCACCUUUUUUGGCAGCCCUGCCCGACAAUUUGCAGCCACUGUCGGGCAGCAGCAGCAGCUCUUGCUGCCCAAAAAACAACUUUCUGUUUGGGCGCAGCAGAGCAGUGGGCGUUGGCCGGUUAUUCUUGGUCUGACCGUGGCAGUUGCUGCUGGAGGGGUGGCAUGGGGCAGCAGGGGUAGGGCAAUAGGCACGACCAGCGCACAGGGAUGGUUGAGCGGACAUAUAGGUGGAUUGUUUGGAAGUGAGGGGCGCAAUGGAAAAGAGGGGAGCAAGCAGGAGCAAGGCUCGAAGAAGGAUCUGGAUUUCUCCAAGAGGGCUCUGAGGAAUUAUUUAAGCUCCAAGGCUGCAGCAUCAGAUGGCACAGGUUUAGCGGUAGCAGACUUAUCAGGGAGCAGCAGCUACAGCAGCAGCAGCGACAGCAGCAGCAUUGAGAUACUUAGCAGCGGUGGCCAGCAAGCGACCGUCCGCCUUUUGCCACAAGAGGCAAGCCAGGAGCCGUUUGCGGAAGUGCACAGCGUAGAGUGUGAUGCCGACACAGCUGGUGAUGCUGCAGAGACUGCUGUUGCAAUAAGAGGUGAGGACCGUGAGGAACCGGGGGUUCACGUUAUUGGGCUUGAGGCGUACAAGUCUCAAAGGAUCGAGGCUACUGGGUUCAAGGCAGUCGAGGACGAGCCUCAAGAAGAUAAGCUUAUUGGUCUCGUGAUAGACGAUGCUCAAAGGCAUAUGGUCGAAGCCGCUCACAGUGAGAUGAAUCGGAAGAAGCAGCCGGUGGAAGUGAUUGGGCGUCAAGUGAUUGGACUUCAAGAGAGCAAGGGAGGUUCAAGUGCCCCAGGCGAGGCUGCUCUGGACCCGGAGGAAGACGGAGCCGGGAGGCAGCUGUGGGUUGCAGAGGGGGAAGGCAGAGGGGAGGAGGAGGAAGAGGUGGGGGGUAAAGAGGAGGGGAGCAGAGAGGAGGGGAGCAGGGGGGGAGACAGGAGCAGGGAGGUGGUACCUGAGGAGGGGCUGACGUUGGAGAGAGUGCAGAAUUGGAGUGUGGAGGAGGCGAGGGCGGCCAAUGCACUUGUUGCCAGGAAGCUGGGAUUGCAGCCAUUAUGAGGGGAGGGGGGGAAGGGGGGGGCAGUGAGAGGGGUUGUAGAGUAGGGGUAUUGAUGGGAGAGCAGCGUGCGUAUGAUGCUCCCAGUCAUUCGUGUUAAAGGGGAGGCGCAAGAGCAGCCAAUGCUCGUGUUGCUCGGACGCUGGGCUUGCAACGGUUUUGGGAGCUAAAGAUUGGAGUUGCAAUCCCAUUGGAGGCUGGAGACAGCGAGUGACAUGUAUUUAAGUCGGGGUGGUGGCAAGAGCGGCCAACGCAUGUGUUGCCCGGGCUGCGGCACUAAGUGGGUGGUGUCAGAGGUGUGAAGACAGACACAUUUGUGGACAGACACAUCUGUAAACUACCGGUAUACAUGUAGUUUUGCAUGUGACAGCACUAUGAUCAUGGCACGAUUUAGGUCCUGUGCAAAGUACAUGAGGUGCUCAUGUGACUCUAUUUGUAACACUCUGUUGUUUGCUGGACAGAGUUGUGGCAGAACUAGUAUACAUUAUGAGUC